AUGUUCUCCUCGUACCAGGAUUUCCUGGGAAAUUCGGUUUUCCCUCUCCCUGUCAAACCCUCCUUAUAUGAUGGGCGUCUGGAGCUUUUCGCCAAGCUGGGAAAAAGCCUCUACGGCACGAACUAUGGGGCCACGCGUGCUAAAUCCUGGUGGCACUACGAUGAGGACACGUUUGGCGUCAGUAACCAAAACCAUAUCGCCGCUGCAUACGCCCACAAACCUGAUUACCAGGUGGACGGCAGCCUGGCGCAGGACCACCCCUGCAAUUUUGAGUUUCUCUCGCCCAUGGAUGAUAUACUCAACAUGUACCGGCAAUUGGCUAUAAGAGUUUCGGUAAUCGCGGCCGUACAUACCAACGAGACCCAGUACGUCCCAUUUAUUGGGGAAAGAAGCGAGCGCCAGUGGUUGGCGAACAAAGAGCGGGCACAGGUCUGUUACCAUGCGGCCAUGAUUGCGCAUAUCGUUGGCAUUCUGCUUGUUGUUUUUAUGCACCGGGGUUUCUGGAAGCUUGAUAGGGAGUAUUCAAUGAGCCCACUGGAGCUCAUGAAUGCCGUAACCCAUGGUUCGGAUGAAAGCGCCCGGAGUCUUCUGCAUAUCUUACGAGAGGCUGAGGAGAAUGCUUCGGCAUCAAGACUGAAGGGGUUCGCCCACGAGUGGGACGUCGAACACGAGCAACUCGUGGUUUAUACGAAGGGAGGAGACGGUCAUUGGGGUUUCAAAGUUAAGGCGGAGGAGUACGAGUUGGCAGAGCAGCAGUAA
Neurospora hispaniola is the source of this 759-nucleotide messenger RNA. RefSeq lists its product as uncharacterized. The coding region runs from base 1 to 759 and encodes 252 amino acids. The transcript has a single exon. The record is from RefSeq and is a predicted model, not a curated record. Lineage: Eukaryota; Fungi; Ascomycota; Sordariomycetes; Sordariales; Sordariaceae.